CUAUCGGCUGCGGUUGGCUUCUCAAUGGCUAUACUACGAUACUGCGGCGCUACUACUCAGUUGGCUAGUCAAACAAGCAGACGACGCAGAUCAAACGAAACAUGGCCCCUCGGUACAAAUUAUGUUGGCAUGGGAAGUUCGUGUACAAGUUCAUACUUGAAUGGCCUCCCGGUAGCGUCAACGUGCUAAACCACGAAGAGGGCAUUAUUACGACAGUAGUAGAGGCCGUAAGUAAGGGAGACUAUCCUCGGAAGCUUUCCAAUGGAGAGUACAUCGCCGACAUUGAACCUCGUGAAUGGAAGAUGAGUGGUCAAAUGGUCCUUGAAAAAGACGGUGCAAAGUACGAAUUGUACCAUCAUGAAUUUCAUCUGCGUGUCCGGAGAAAUAGUGUCGCCCAGCACUCGGCAGGCGGCAUCCGUGAUCGCAACACUGACGAAGGUAGCUCAACUAGUGGGACUUCCUUGCCGCCAGUGAAGCAAAAAUGGCCAUCGCAUAAAGAGAAACGCAAGAUCAGGCUUCCUGCAGUGUACCGCCACAGGAAUUGCUCGGCGUCACGCGCUGUAGUACACAGAGGAUCCAGCCGUGACCUGGAGCGCGCACUGCCACUUUCAGUGCAGGACUGCCUGCGUUAUGUGACGCCCAAGGAUUCCAGGCACAAACUUGCUGUGAAGCAAUACUACAUACCUGACAUGAUCUAUCGAGCACUUCAGCAAUAUGCAAAUACCUCGGAUACCCAAAAUGGCAACAAUGCUAUUAUCUUCCUCGACGACAGCGUGUCCCUGAGAGAGAGUGGGCCAAAGGCCAUUCAGUUUGGCCAGAGCAAUGAUCCAACAGCAAGCACUGGAUUGUUUCAAAGCCUAAGAAGGGGCAUUGCAACAGUUCUUGACAAGAUGUCAAAGUGGAUGGCAUGAAGAGUCACAAAACAUUUGUUAAACAGACAAGGGUUGCGCAGUUCUGCAAGAGUUUGAAAAUAAAAAAACUAAACUGAAUAUAUUUCAUAAUUUCACCUCAUUUACAUCACAGAAGACAAACCAGCAUCUAAACAGGUGGGCAACUAUACAGGAUCUAACACUUCACAUCAAAAUGUACUGUGAGCCUAUCAGGCAGUACUAUAAGUUAAAAUACUGAUCAUGAGGUCAGAAGUAAUGUCCUGGCAAAAUACGUACACAAGUGUCUUCUAAGCUAUAGCGUUUCCUAAUGCGGGGUGCCUACAGAAGCACAAAAGCAAACACACUGUUAAGAUGGGGCAGUGAAAAGAUGGACAGAACAAUGCAUUGUCCUGUAGACAUUUUGUGGUAUCCUGUCUCUUAUUUUUCACUUCUGUGUAACCCAUGCACAAAAUUGCUGAAGUAGUUACUAUUCCGAGGUUUCCACAUAAAGUGUGUCUUCAACAAUAACAGUAUACACACAAUACUUAAAAAAGAAAACAACAGGUUUAAGAGGCAUGCCAUAGUGGGGGACUCCAAUGAAAUAGUUAACUAGCUCAAACUGAUAAAGUAUACUUCAAAAACACCCAUUUUUAAGGUUAAUUUCCCGGUAAUAGAUUGAUUAUUACAAAAGAAAAUAAAGGUCAAAGUUCCCUUUUUUUAUUUCUUUAAAAUUCUAAGUGCACAUUGAAACCCCAACACCUGUAAGUCAGUGUGACGUUAUGGAUUUCAAGCUAUCAUAGUGAGUAGCAAAAGUCUUCGAGCCUUGCUAAGUUCAGUCUUUGGCUCUUUUAGAACAUAAUGUUGUCCAAGUUUACCGAAAAAGGUAAACUAGGGCUUAGCAGACGCCAUCCAAAUCCAUAGUGCCGCGCCUAACCGAUGCGGGAACUCCAAGGCAGUGUCGCCACUGAUAAGUGUAUGCAU
Dermacentor andersoni is the source of this 1850-nucleotide messenger RNA. RefSeq lists its product as uncharacterized. Lineage: Eukaryota; Metazoa; Arthropoda; Arachnida; Ixodida; Ixodidae. The record is from RefSeq and is a predicted model, not a curated record.